AUGAAAUUUAUGGGCUUUGUCAGUCAGGAUACACAAAAUAAAAACCUCAAAAAUGCUGCUGUAGCAAUUGGUUUAAAAUCGUAUCAUGGGAGUUUAUCAUUAAGCCUAAGGACGCUCAAAAUACAAACCAAAGUUACGGGGAUCAAACAAAAAAAGGGUCAAAUUUGCAUUAUUCAUCUCACCGGAACCUGA
Clunio marinus is the source of this 192-nucleotide messenger RNA. The record is from the annotation of a GenBank genome assembly. Lineage: Eukaryota; Metazoa; Arthropoda; Insecta; Diptera; Chironomidae.